AAUCGGUGAAGGGAGAUGGCGCCUGUUGAAGAGCUGCUUGAGAAAUCACUGAAUGAACUGCUAGAAGCUGAACUGAAGACCUUUCAGUGGCACUUAAAGAAUCAUGAGCAUAUAUCAAAUUCUGAUAUGGAGAAUGCAGAUAGGUUAAAAACUGUGGAUAAGAUGGUGGCAUGUUUUGGACAAGAAGAAGCUGUGAAGAUCACGGUGGAGAUCCUAAGGAAGAUGAAACAGAAUAAUCUAGCUGUGCAGCUGGAGAACAGUCACAAGCAAGGUCAGGCUGAAGGCAGCAUAAAGACAUCUGCCACUGUUGGAGGUCAUUCAAAAGAGAUAUGUGGCUCAGCUGCAGAUGACAGUCAAGCUACUCCCCAUGAUUACACAGAGACCAGCCGCAGACUGAAGAACAAAUUAAAACAGGACUACGAGAAGAUAUUGGUUGGUAAUUCACAGACGGGUCAUCGAGAAUACCUGAACAAUAUUUACACCGAUUUAUAUGUUGUGGAGAAUGAGACUGGAGGAAGAGUGAACGACCAUGAGGUGAUACAGAUCGAAUCAAAUCACAACAAAUUGACUGCCAAGGAGAAGCCAAUCGAGUGUAAUGACAUGUUUAAAGUCCAGUGUGACACUGGUCAACGAAACAGAAAGGUGCUGACAGUGGGGAUCGCAGGAGUAGGAAAAACUGUCUCUGUCAAUAAAUUCAUCUUUGAUUGGGCUAAAGGAACAGAAAAUCAGGAUCUAGUCUUCAUAUUUCCACUUCCAUUUCGUAAAUUAAAUUUGAUUAAAGAAGAGUACAGUCUCAUGGGACUGCUUAAAUACUUCUUUAGUAGUCCUGAAGAAUUGCCCUCUCUUCCUGAAGGUGACAGUAAAGUUAUGUUCAUCUUUGAUGGGUUGGAUGAAUGUCGCUUACCUUUGAGCUUUAAAGAAGAUGAGAUAUUUACAAGUGUAAAUGAAAAAACAACAGUGAGUAAGAUAAUAAUAAACCUUAUCAAGAAACAUCUGGUUCCCUCUGCUCUCAUCUGGAUCACAUCCAGACCAGCAGCAGCCAGCCUGAUACCCCGUGACUACAUUGAUCAGGUGACUGAAGUGCGUGGAUUCAACAAUAAACAGAAAGAGCAAUAUUUCAUCAAAAACAGUCCUGAGGUUUCUGAAAACAUUAUCCGUCACAUCAGAAAAUUUAGGAGUCUGCACAUCAUGUGCCAUAUCCCUGUCUUCUGCUGGAUCACUCUUACUGUUCUUCAGCCUCUACUGGCUACAGAGAGCAAUGACAAAACUCCCACAACUCUCACAGAGUUGUACACAAGCUUUUUAAUUUCUCAGCAGCAACAGAUGGAAAAAAAAUACUGUGACCCUAAAUCUAAAGCCAAUGCAAGGUCUUUUGAUAAGAUUAUUCUGAAGCUUGGGAAACUGGCCUUUCAACAGCUGGAGAAAGGAAACCUAAUUUUCUACAAAGAAGAUCUUGAGGAAUGUGGACUAGAUGUCAGUGAAGGAUCUGUGUACUCUGGUUUAUGCACUCGACUGUUUCAGGAGGAAAAGGUUUCAACAAGAAAUGUGUACAGCUUCAUACAUCUCAGUGUACAGGAAUUCCUUGCUGCUCUUUAUGUUUUUUUAAUGAGCAAAGACAAGAAAACUAACCCAUUUCUUGAAUCCUGGAGAGAAAACCUGAAAUGGAAUUUCUCCAAAAAGCCACUGUUCAAACUUCAUAAGGCUGCAAUCAACAAGGCUUUACAAAGCGAGAACGGACACCUGGACCUUUUCCUCCGGUUUCUUCUGGGUCUCUCACUGGAGUCUAAUCAGAGUGACCUGAAGGAACUACUGCCAAAACUGAAACUGAAAACAGAGAAUGUUAAAGACACUGUUGACUAUGUCAAACAGACAAUAGAAACAGAGAAAUCAGUGGAAAGAACCAUCAAUCUCUUCCACUGUCUGAGUGAGCUGAAAGAUGACUUUGUGAAAGAAAUCCAGAAGAAUCUUAGCUCAGGAAAUCUUUCAACACAGAAUCUCUCUUGUGCUCAGUGGUCUGGUCUGGUGUUUGUGCUCCUCAUGUCAGAAGAGACUCAAGAGAUGUUUGAACUGCAGAAGUACAGAAGAUCUGAUGAAGCACUUAUGAGACUGCUGCCUGUGAUUAAAAACACCAGAAGAGCACUGCUACAGUGCUGUAAUCUCACUGCUCAGUCCUGUGAAAGUUUAUCUUCAGCUCUACAAUCCUCAAACUCUGUCCUGAGAGAGCUGGACCUGAGUAACAAUGACCUGCAGGAUUCUGGAGUGAAGCUUCUUUCUGAUGGACUGAAGAGUCUAAACUGUCAGCUGGAGAUAAUGAGAUUGUCUGGCUGUAUGGUGACAGAGGAAGGCUGUGGUUAUGUGUCUUCAGCUCUGAGUUCAAACCCUUCACACCUCAGAGAGCUGGAUCUGAGCUACAAUCACCCAGGAGAUUCAGGAGUCAAGCUGCUCACUGAUAAACUCAACCAUCCAAACUACAGACUGGAUAAACUCAAUGUGAAUCAUGGAGGAGAGAUCAGGAUUACAGCAGGAGUACGCAAAUAUUACCAUCAGUUCACUCUGGAUCUGAACACUGUGAAUGAACACCUCCGUCUGUCUGAGGGGAAGAGAGUGAUUACUGGCACUGGCACAGUCCAGCCGUAUCCUGAUCAUCCAGACAGAUUUGAUGAGUAUGAGCAGGUGUUGUGUAGAGAGAGUGUGAGUAAUCAACGCUGUUACUGGGAGAUUGAGUGGAGUGGAAAACUUGGAGUGGAUAUAUCAGUGUCAUAUAAGAGCAUCAGCAGGAAGGGACAGGGUAAAGAGUGUUGGUUUGGAUAUAAUGAUCAGUCCUGGAGUUUGUGCUGCUCUUCCUCCAGUUACUCAUUCAUACACAAUGACAUACGGACUGAACUCCCUGCAGAGCCCAUUAUCAGCAGUAGAAUAGGAGUGGAUGUGGAUGAUGAUGAUGAUGAUGAUGAUGAUUUAGAGCCCAUCAUCAUCUUCAGGAGAAUAGGAGUGUAUGUGGAUCACAGUGCAGGAACUCUGUCCUUCUACAGCGUCUCUGGAGAC
Megalobrama amblycephala (Wuchang bream) is the source of this 3042-nucleotide messenger RNA. RefSeq names its product protein NLRC3-like. Gene Ontology annotation, molecular function: protein binding. The transcript has 7 exons. The annotation marks the transcript as partial. The record is from RefSeq and is a predicted model, not a curated record. Lineage: Eukaryota; Metazoa; Chordata; Actinopteri; Cypriniformes; Xenocyprididae.